Messenger RNA from Trichechus manatus latirostris (Florida manatee), 4098 nucleotides. It is a transcript of the gene GFOD1, whose product is annotated as Gfo/Idh/MocA-like oxidoreductase domain containing 1. Lineage: Eukaryota; Metazoa; Chordata; Mammalia; Sirenia; Trichechidae. The transcript is spliced from 2 exons. Bases 656 to 1828 code for a protein of 390 amino acids. Gene Ontology annotation, molecular function: nucleotide binding. The record is from RefSeq and is a predicted model, not a curated record.
CGCCGCGCUGCGGGGGAUCAUGGCAGCAGAAUGAGGAGGCUGGCGCCGGGUCGGGGCCGCCGCCGCGCUGCAGCUUGGGAUCCGCGCCCGGGGCGCUCACAGCCGCAUCCUUAGCGGGCCUCCUGGUGGCCGCUGGGUUAUUUCAUUCGAGCCAAGGGCUAGGGAGAAAGGAGAGCCCGCAGCCGGGCCGGACCGCUCUCCGGCGGGGUGUACGGACUGGUGUGGGAGACUCGGCGGCUGCAGAGACGACGCGGCAGAGAACUGAUCCCGGGCUGCUGAGGCGCGGACGCGGGGAUGAGCCGGCCAUGAGGCGGCCUCGGCGGGGCGCAGGGAGCCGGCCAGCGCUGCGGUGGGGGCGCCGCCUGAGCGGGGGCCCCGCGCGUCUUUGGGGCUUUGGACGCCCCGUGGGGGUUCCUGCUGCCGCCUUUGGGAAGGACGGGGGCCCCGCGUGGCAGGCAGCGCAGCAGUCCCGGUUCUGAGGCGCCCGGAGCCUGCUGCGCCUGCAGCUCGGUGCGCCCUCGCAGCCCGGGCGCCUUGCCCAGCGCACGGCGACGGAGCUGGCUGGAGGAGCCGGCGGCAGGACUGGCUCGAGGGGGUGUGCGCGCGUUUGACGGGCGAUCCGAGCAGAAGCAGCACCGGGCGGACCUAAGCAGCCAUGCUGCCCGGGGUGGGCGUGUUCGGCACCAGCCUCACGGCCCGUGUCAUCAUCCCGCUGCUGAAGGAAGAGGGCUUCUCGGUGAAGGCGCUGUGGGGUCGCACGCAGGAGGAAGCGGAGGAGCUGGCCAAGGAGAUGAGCGUCCCCUUCUACACCUGCCGCAUUGACGAGGUGCUCCUGCAUCAGGACGUGGAUCUGGUGUGCAUCAACCUGCCGCCGCCCCUCACUAGGCAGAUCGCUGUCAAAACCCUGGGCAUCGGCAAGAACGUCAUCUGCGACCGCACCGCCACGCCGCUGGACGCCUUCCGCAUGAUGUCGGCCGCGCACUACUACCCCAAGCUCAUGAGCAUCAUGGGCAACGUGCUGCGCUUCCUGCCGGCCUUCGUGCACAUGAAGCAGCUCAUCGAGGAGGGCUACGUGGGCGAGCUGCUGGUGUGCGAGGUGCAGGUGCACAGCGGCAGCCUGUUGGGCAAGAAGUACAACUGGAGCUGCGACGACCUGAUGGGCGGCGGCGGCCUGCACUCGGUGGGCACCUACAUCAUCGACCUGCUCACCUUCCUCACCGGCCAGAAGGCCAUCAAGGUCCACGGGCUGCUCAAGACCUUCGUGAAGCAGACCGACCACAUCAAGGGCAUCCGCCAGAUCACCAGCGACGACUUCUGCACCUUCCAGAUGGUGCUGGAGGGCGGCGUGUGCUGCGCCGUCACCCUCAACUUCAACGUGCCGGGCGAGUUCAAGCAGGACGUGACCGUGGUUGGCUCGGCCGGGCGCCUGCUGGCCGUGGGCACCGACCUCUACGGGCAGCGCAACAGCGCGCCUGGGCAGGAGCUGCUGCUGCAGGACGCCACGCCCGUCAGCAGCUCCCUGCUGCCCGAGAAGGCCUUCAGCGACAUCCCCUCGCCCUACCUGCGCGGCACCAUCAAGAUGAUGCAGGCCGUGCGCCAGGCCUUCCAGGACCAGGACGACCGGCGCACGUGGGACGGGCGGCCGCUCACCAUGGCCGCCACCUUCGACGACUGCCUGUACGCCCUGUGCGUGGUGGACACCAUCAAGAGGUCCAGCCAGACGGGCGAGUGGCAGAACAUUGCCAUCAUGACCGAGGAGCCGGAGCUGAGCCCGGCCUACCUGAUCAGCGAGGCCAUGCGGCGGAGCAGGAUGUCCCUCUACUGUUAGCCCGGACCGGGGACCUAGGGGACUUAGGCCUUCCGCAAGGGGCCCGGAGAGAGGGAAAAAUCCGGGGGAGAGAGUGGCUGCGGGCAAUGUGGGGGUGGGAGGUGCAGGGGCAGUGAGUAAACGGCACCUGGGAAAUGAACCAACCACAAACAAGACUGCGGGGCUGAGCUAACAGCCUGGGGGUAUUCACAGGGCCUGCGAUUCAUUCAGUCUUGAGAUCGGGUCUCUGCUGAGCGUUUGCAUGAGAGGGAAGAGGUUUAGCCGCCUCCACUGCCUUUUACUGUGAGAAACAAGGAGGGAUUGCUUCGCUCCUGCCCCAGCCAAGCCACGCACACCUUGACCUCCUUUGCAAGCCAAAUGGGCCUGCGAGGUCAGCGCCACUGUAUCAGAUGGCAAGCUCUGUGGUUACCAGGAGUCCCAGACGCCCCCUGCCGGCAAUAUAAGGCACUGUCUUCACAUGUCUCUCCAAGCCUGUUAGUGUGGGGUGGGGCGGGAUAGACAGAGUUAUAACUUCCAGGAAGCCACUUUUCAUUCUACUCAAGAGUAUCUUUCUGAUGGAAAAAGUACGUGGUAGCAAAGUGUACAGCUUCUUGAUUGGUUGAUCUUCCUGCCAGGAAGCACUGGGGAGUGUCUCCCUGAUUGCUUCACUGGCUGUCCCCUGGGGAGGUGGGGUGAGGUGGCGUCAGGGAUGGCUCACGGAAUGAGUCCCUUCAGCCAAAAAGAGCAGGCGCACAGGCAACAUGGAAACAGAUGAGGCAGGGAAUAAACUAUCCCUUUGAAUUUCUCAACAAUUGAAAAACUGCACAGAGCCUCCUCUGGCCAUAUUUCUAGCCGAGUGGGAUGGAAUGAAGUGUUGAGUGGUCCUGCCAUGUGGCUCUCAGGGGCAAGACUAAGAAGACAGCUCUCAGGCAGGGACCACGUGGGCUCUAGCUCAUGGGCUGUCCUUCUAGCCUGGGAGCCCCUGCGCCUGGGUGCUGCCGUGGGAAUUCUUACAGAACUAAAGUGAGCUUAGCACCGGGCUCUUGCUUGGGGCUCUAACACCCGUCUCCCUACCGUUAGGCGGGGAAGGGCUCUUAGAUUCAGCCAGCUUUGCGGAUUUCAAAGGGAAGGCUCCAGUUCUGCUCGAUCUGGUUCUCUUCCCUUAAAAAAAAUUCAAGGCUCUUCUCCCUACCUUUUUUGCUCUCAGGAUUCUGACACCUGUGAGAUUCUGAAUAAGUAUUAAACAAAACAAAAAAGGAAGAACAUAAUUUUCAGUGUUUAUAAAACAAGGAUGUUAGAACCCUUGGAGCUGCACACUUCAUCCAGGGCUAAGAAAUCUGAUGUUGGAAAAAAAAAAAAAAACCCAUCUCCUUGGUGUGUUUUCUUGUCCUUUUAUCCUUCUGCUUUAUGGAGCUUUUGUUGGAGUCGGGGAACUGCGGACUGGGAGCAGGCAGUGCCGUGAGGGCCCUAGAGUCACACACACACAUACACACCCCCGCCCCCCCACAUGCAAGUGUUUCUAAAAACUUAAACUAUCAUCAAGGGUCACUAAAAUCGUUCUUAGAAAUUCAGAUCUGGUCUUGACAGAAAGACCGAGUCAAACAUAUUUUGAAAACAAAGAAUCAUCCUUUUGUUAUCCUUUCUGUCUUAACCCUUCACCCCACACUCGACAGUUGUCUAGGUCGGACGUUGAGACUGUUACUCGGAGAACCACAUAGCUUUUCUUCCCAAGCUCUCUGAAGGCAAACAGCUGUCUUGGGCAUGCACCUGAGGUUUUGACUUCUCUCCAGACAACUGGAAGUAGAACUAGAAGGGAAUUUAAGGAGCCUGAGCGGCUAGUACUCCGAGCCUCUGAGUAGGCAAAAUCUGAAAAUGAAUAGUACAAUCAGUGGCAUCUCCAUCUGUCCCCCGCCCCCCAAGGUCAGCAUACUGUGAAGCCCAGGCUACCAGAGGGGGCAGUUGUGGGUGUGGGCAAACCCCAGGGGAAAAGAUAGUCAUUUUCUAGUGCGCAGGGCAAAGGACUGUCCUUCUGGGAAGAACCCCCUGACUUCCCAGGACCUUUACUGAAGCACAGCCACUGGGACUCUCGGUGGUCCAUUAUCAUCCCUGCUGUAUUUACACUCUUCAUGUUCAGCCUGCCAGCUUUUACAGCUACCAGCUCAAAACGGACGCUACUGUGAGUCUCCAGUAAUGCUUUGCAUAGAUGGGCAUGGCAUGCGCUGCUUGGUCCCCCUUCUCGGGAUAGGUAAUUUUGUGCAAACUGAAUGCAAAGAUUUUUUUUUUUUUUUUUU